This is a messenger RNA of Austrofundulus limnaeus, 5935 nucleotides long. RefSeq names its product SKI-like proto-oncogene a (gene skila). The record is from RefSeq and is a predicted model, not a curated record. Gene Ontology annotation, biological process: negative regulation of transforming growth factor beta receptor signaling pathway; negative regulation of BMP signaling pathway; negative regulation of transcription by RNA polymerase II. Lineage: Eukaryota; Metazoa; Chordata; Actinopteri; Cyprinodontiformes; Rivulidae. Gene Ontology annotation, molecular function: RNA polymerase II cis-regulatory region sequence-specific DNA binding; DNA-binding transcription factor activity, RNA polymerase II-specific; SMAD binding. Gene Ontology annotation, cellular component: cytoplasm; transcription regulator complex; nucleus.
GUGGAUCAGAACAUAGAAGCUUCAGUAACCAUCAUGUAUGUAUCUAAGUACCAGAAGAUUUGUUUCAUUUAGGAAAGACUUCAAGGGUUGAAAAGACAAAAAAAGGAGGAGCAGGGAGGAAAAGAAAGUGCAGACGUACGACUGUAACCCCGUGCUUCAGGUAUGGCCAGCACCCAGACCAGUUUGAAGACCCCUUUUAAAGACUUGACCUCAUUCAAAGGCAACAUGAAGCGUCUGUACAGAGAGCGAAUGGAGGACGCCCCCAUCAAGAAACGAGUGAUGGCGGAGAUCAACCUGAAACGGCGCGGCUUGGACUCCCUUCCCAAAACUCCUAGAGUGAAGCGGGAGCAGGCGGAGGAUCCGCGUCACGACGUGGAGAUGGAUGUUGAGGGCCGAGCAGAGCUGCACGUCACGGGCUCCGGUAAAGCCCUGGACCUGAGUCCCGGCCUCAAACACACGCUGGCCCAGUUCACUCUCAGCAGCCAGAGCUCCCUCGGGGGCCCGGCUGCCUUCUCCGCCCGCACCGGGCAGGAGCACUCUGCUGGUCUGCCCCCCCUGCCCUCCCCUCCUGUUUUGGGAGGGGGCCCCCUGCUGGUUCCCUGCGACAGCUCCACUGAGCUCACCCACUCGCUGCUGGAGGGAGAGUCCAUCUCCUGCUUCGUGGUCGGCGGGGAGAAGCGCCUCUGCCUGCCCCAGGUGCUCAACUCGGUGCUGCGCGACUUCUCGCUGCAGCAGAUCAACACGGUGUGCGACGAGCUCUACGUCUACUGCUCCCGCUGCGACGCCGAGCAGCUGCACAUCCUCAAGGUGCUGGGCAUCCUGCCCUUCAACGCGCCCUCCUGCGGCCUCAUCACGCUGACGGACGCGCAGCGGCUGUGCAACGCCCUCCUGCGCCCCGGGGCCGCCCUGCCCGCCGACCCCAGCGGCAAACUGUCGGUCCAGGGCCUGCUGAAAGAGAGCAAGGCCAGCUUCCAGGUGGAGCACCAGUGUCUGGGGAAGUGCCAGGGUCUCUUCGUGCCCCAGUUCUACACCCAGCCCGAGGCGCACUGCAUCCAGUGCGUCGAGUGCCAGUUGCUCUUCUCGCCACAGAAGUUUGUCAUGCAUUCGCACAAGUCCCCCGAUAAGAGGACCUGCCACUGGGGGUUUGACUCAGCCAAGUGGCCGUGCUACCUGCAGCUCGCCAGGAAGUACCAAGGGACCGCCGAGGAGCCCAGACUUAAGCAGCUGCUGGACGAGGUCAAGGAGAAGUUCCACUAUCAACUCAAGAGAUCGCUCGACAAAAAGUCAGGGGAGGAGGAUGAGGGCCAGCUGAGGAAGUCUUCAGUCGAUCUCUGCUCCGCCAGCGACAAGUUAGCUGAUGCUGGAGCCGAGAGAAAGGGGAAACCGUCUCCACCUGCGCUGGUGUUCAAUCAUCUUUUUACAGACAUCAAAGAGGAACCAGGACACCCCACCCUGGUCCAUCCCAGCUACUACCUGUACACGUACGAUAAGAUGGUGGCUCCCAACGUGUCGCUGAGGAGGGAAGCAGAGAUGAGCCCCGAGAUGCUCGGCGCGCUGCUCAAACAUCAUUACGGCCACAGAGUGAUGGGCCACGAUGAGCCGCCCAUGGAUCUCCACGCGUCGCCUCCCGUCACCGCCGGCGCCGAGGAGGCCAAAUCCCAAAGCGCCGCCGCCGCCUUGUCAGCCGCUGAGAGGGAACGCCAAACCCAGGCAGUUUCCAUGGAGACAAGCAGCCCGGGCUGCAGGAAAGCCACCCACCUCCCCUCCUCCCACACUCCUCCGUCUGCGUCGUCGUCGGAAGCGGAAGCAGCAGCUAAGGAUACGAGCGGCGUGGCGGCGGGGGGGCUGGAGGACGACAAGGACAGGAUCGUGGUGGAGAUCAUGCAGAUGUACAGCAGGCAGCAGGAGAAGCUCAACUCCACCCUGCACAAGCAGCUGCAGCUGGAAAUGGAGCUGGAGGCGUUGCGAGGGGGCGAGGCGGCGAGGCUCCGGGAGCUGAGCGCCGAGCAGCGGGAGCUGCGCAGCGAGCUGGAGGCGGUGCACAGCGAGCAGGCGCGGCAGCUCAGCCAGGCCCGCCAGGAGCAGCUGGAGCUGGAGACUCGUCUGGAGCAGCUCCGACAGCAGGCCUGCGCCUGCGAGCCAGGGGCCCAGCGCCAACAAGAGGCCCACUACACAGCACAGCUGUCGGAGCUCCGUCAGAGGCUGGAGCAGGCGGAGGCCGACCGGCAGGAGCUGCAGGAGGAGCUGCACAGGGAGCGGGAGGCGCGGGAGAAGCUGGAGCACACCAUCGCUCAGCUCAAGCAGCAGAUGGCCCAGUCUGGCAUGAUGGGAGGCAGUCCAUCUCCCCCUCUCACCCCCUCCACCGGACCCCUGAACGCCCACUCUCCACCUUGCUCUUCCUCCAUCUCUGAGGCCCCCGCCACUGGCCAUAAGUAACAGCCACCCGUCCCCCCAGGCUGCUCCUCCCUCUGCCACCACCCCCCCACAUAUCAGCUGCCAACUCCACAGACACGAACAGUUGAACCGGAGGCAGAACGGAGCUUCUCAUCUCCUCAGGCUGGUCUGGAGUCGAGGACCCCCCCCCCCAGUUUUAAUUUAACAUUUUAUCCUUUUUAUUUUAUUCCUGCUUCCCCCUCCCCGCUCUUUGAACAGUAGUUAAAGAUUUUUGGGCAUGUAUGUUUGAUUUAAUUUAUAGUUUUUAACUGAACAAACGCUGCUCUUGGAAACCCAUCACUAUGUUCCCAUUUGUUCCUGGACUGAAACACUCUGCGGACCCCUCCUCUCAGCGCAGACCACUCUUCUUCUCCCAGGAACUGCAGCCGGCUCGGCGCUCACACACACACUCGAUGCUCGCUGGGCGAUGUCCAGUGUUUCUUUAUAACAAACUCCAAACACUCAAAUACAAGUGAGUGGAGGAGACUGAAAAACAUUUAAAUAUUUACUUUUUAUUUUUCUUCUUUUCCUUGUUUUGGACUCCUUAUAGACACAAAUAUAUAAGAUGCUAAAAUAUCAAGUCUUUAUGGAGGAAAGAAAAGACAUUUAUUGUACAGAAGAAACCGUUUGCAGAUGUUGUAAAACCUCAUGAAAAUAUGCCAAUAGUGAUGCUGAAUUAGAAGUGACUGUUUGGAGUGCACCCCCUUAACCCCCACUUUAAUCCCCUUUUAAAGACAGAAAUAUAAUCUGGCCUGGACUAAAAGACAAAAGCUUGGUUUCCUCUUCACUCUGCUCUGCUGCACCUGGACUCCUCCCUCAUUACAUCUUCCAUUAGAAACAAAGAAGCAGCACUUAACACGCCCUCUUCCCUGACAAUUGAGGGACUUUUUUUAAAAUUAAAAACAAAAAACGUAAAAAAAGAAGAAAGCCUCAUGUGUGGUAGCCACGCUCUGAUAAAAUGUUGGACACGUCUGAGUGUAUCAGAGCGUUGACGCAGAACAACAGCCUCAGAGUUUCCAGUGGAUGAUCAAAGCUGCAGUCUGUCACCACGCUCCGAGGCUCCUCACCGGCGGGUUUUUACCCUCGCGCCGUUUGUCUUCUAAGAACGAGGGUGAAAGCAGACAGCCCGGUUCUGGCUCUCGUUUCAGUGAGAGAGGGGAAGAACUGGUGCGCUCCCUCCUUUCGCUGCAGACUGGGUGGCCCGGACGCCGUUGUGUACUGAGGGAGCCCCCCACGGUUUUUUCUUCUUUUUUUUUCUUCUUGUUUUGAGCCACCAGAAUGAGGGCGGCUGCUGCUGUCUGGGGGCCCCCCAGUCCACCCUCAGAGGUGCACAAAGCUCCAGCUCCACAUCAGCAGAAGUCCAGUCAGAGAAAGACAGGAUCCUCAUUGUCUCAGUUGCCAGGCAAAAAAAGCGCUUUUUAUCGCCACUAAGAAGAUCCGUGUGUACGUGUGUGUGUGAGAGAGUGUGUAAUAACUGUGUAAUGAGAGUCUUCGGCUAAACGCUGAGCUUUUUUCUUUAUGCAUCUGCUGUUAAUGCAAACUGAUAAGACAUUCCACUGUGCUCCAUCCUGUUCGAUGCAGAUAUUUUGUACACAGCUUCCCUUUACAAUAACAGAAUUUAAAGGUGCUCAUUGCAAACUGUGAAAGCAAACAAACCAUCCCGUUACAUUCAGCUGCAUCACAUGGUAAACUCAUCUUUUUAUCUUCAUACUUCACACAGCAAGUCUUUACAGAAACAUACAACAAUGCAUCAAAACCAUCAGCCUUCUCCCUUCCAAACCACUUCCAUGGACGUCGCUGCUGUUUUUAUAGGUAAACAAAUGCACUUGGUAGCUGGCAGCUGUUUACCAACAAAUUUUUAAUUUAAACACAUCAACCUUUGAUAUGAGGGGGGAAAAGUGCUGGUUUUGUUUCUUCUGAAUGUUUCAGGGGCCGCUCUUCACGACUUUGCGAUGAGCACCUUUAAAGAUCGAGCGGCGGAUGGAGGUGGUCUGUUGACGAAAUGCCAUAAACGUUUUGUUCCAUGAAAACAUUUACUGAAACCAGAGAAAAAAAUAUUUAACAUAUUAACUAAAGAUUUAUAUUCACUCUGUAAAUAAAGUAGUCAUAUAUAUAUAUAUAUAUACACACACACUAUUUGCAGACUUUUUGAGUGGAUGUUGUGGGGAAUAAAGUGCAUGGUUUACUCAGACAACAGCAAAACAAGAGAAAAAAAACACUUUGAUACACACUUCUUCCCCACUUUUAGAGGUGAUGCAUCUGUUUUUAUGGAUUUUACCUUAGCGGACUGUGUAAUGUGUAAUGUAAGCUUUAUAUUUUUCUUUAUUUUUUGCUCCUAUUUAAACACCCUGAGCUAAAUUGAAAAUUUGUAUUAAAGAAAUGAAUUCUUAAAGAAAAAAAAAUCUGCAUGAUUUGCUGCCCAUUUUAUGUCACCAGGUUAUUCUGUCAAAUUGUUUAUUGUUUAAAAAAAUAACGAAGGUUUUCAGCUGUGUAACACCACAUACUGUGGAGAGCGUUCUAAUGCAUGAAUAUCGAAGAGUUUUAUAUUAUAAAGGGAUAAAAUGCCGGCUGAUUUUAGAGUCAAAGAUGAAAGAUUGUAAAUUGUAGCCUGAUUUGAUCGAAGUUUCUGCUCUGAUACGGGAAGAUCUUGCCCAUGUAGCUCUGGAUGUGCGUUUGUGUUCUCACAUUCAAAUCAGGUAUUAUCCUCAUCAAUGGAUGAUUAUCAGUAUUACUUUCCAGUCACUCCUUUUCCCUCUAAAGCUGAACGGAAAGGUAAAAUAUUUUUUUUAAGUUCAACACACGAGCAGAUCGAGUAGUUUGCAUUUCAUACACAAGGAGGCGCUGUUCAGCAUUUUUACAUGUGUUUGUGACACGACAUGGACUAAUUAUUAGGACAGAAUAAUAAUUUCUAACAGCAUGUUGAGCCUUUCCUGCUUCUCGCAGCGUUGUGAAAACUUACAUCCAGUUUGUACAUAAAUUUAUCAGGUGUGGAUUUUAGCCAAACUGACAAAAAAAAAAGCGCAGGAGCCACUUUUGAGCUAACAUUUUUGUCUAAAACAGAGCUGCUGUGGUGACUGAUCACAUUAAAAAUGUAAAAAUAAUCUGUUGUUACGCUAAAGAAAAUGCAUAAGUUAAAAAGAAGCCUUUUUCCCCCCUUGAUGCUGUUUGGAAACCUGACUUACGGUGUCUGUGUACGACCGUUGCCAAUACUACAGUGUGAUGAGACUUUUGUUCUUGCAUGAAUAGAGACACUGUUCUCCUACCUCAUGUUGUGAUAUAAGAUGUUUUUAAAGCAGAGGACACUGCAUCUCUAACUGUUCAUCAUCAGAGUAAAUUACAAACCUGUAAAUGCUUUUAGCCGAUACCUCAGUUGUAUCUAGUGUUUGUUUAUUUUUGUUUUGUUUUUUUUUUCUUCCCUGAUUUCAGACCUUGUAAAUAUAAACCCUGUAUAGACAAUGAACUUGGAUCAAUUUCAAGUAAAGUUCUGUAGUGUCAAAAACUA